CCAAAAAACCCAGCCAUGACAUGAACCCAAUCCACUUUGGUAACUCACUUCUUCAACUCGUUCCCUUAAACUCAGUUCUCUCUCUCUCUCUCUCUCUCUAUUAGGGUUUCAAAAGUCUGCUGCUAGUACACACACAAAACAAGCGACCUUUCAACUUGAAAGAGAUAGAUUCUUUGGAGUAAGUCUCUCUUCAACAAUUUCGACUGUAUUUAAUUCUCUCUACUAUUACACUGUAUGUAAUUUUUUUCUUCUAUCUUCCACUUUUCCUCUUUUUCUUGUUGUUGAAUCUGUAAGCCAAACUAUAUACUUCUCAGCUAGAGUUUUUUACUGGGUCAUAUUCGUGUUUGAAUUUUCUUCUUCUUUGUCCAUCUAGAUAGAAAGAUUGUACUUUUAGAGAGAGAGUUAGAUAGUCAUAGAGAGAGAUAGAGGGUCAAGGGUUUUAGGUGAGAAAAAAAAAAAGUGAGAAGGGAGACUGAGAAUUUUCAAAUAUCUGCUAUUUAUUCCAAAGAAACUCAUUUGGCUUGUUUCUAUGACCUUUCUUGGAACAAUCCUUUAAUGGGUGUCAGUUAAAUUUGUAGAAUUUUGUUAUAUAUUUUUUUUUCCCUUCCCUUUUUAGUAUGUUAGGGGAAGAAGAUAAAACCCCGGUUACCGGAGGAGGUACCCGGAGAACCUAUUUGCGGUCAGUUUCAUGGACUGACCGGUCUCCUUCCAAGCCUAAUCCAUGCCCUAGCCCUAGACCACAAUUGAAUAGUAAAGUGCGGUCAUGCUUGCCCCCACUUCAGCCACUUUCAAUCAACCGGAGGACUGCAGAGGAGUGGCCAAAGGCGGGUUCUGAUGAUCUGGGCAUAUGGCCUCAUCCCCAAACCCCGAGAGGGGAAGCUAAACCGCUUGAGAAUUCAAAUUCGGAACAACCACCCGUGAAAGAAUUCCAGUUUAAGAGGGAAAAGCUUGCGUUUUAUAACAAGGAAUGCUCGAGAAUUGCUGAGCAUAUAUACUUGGGAAGUGAUGCUGUUGCAAAGAACCGCGAGAUUUUGAGGAAGAAUGGGAUCACCCAUGUGCUGAACUGUGUUGGGUUUGUUUCUCCUGAAUAUUUCAAGAGUGAUCUUGUGUAUAAGACACUUUGGUUGCAAGACAGCCCAUCUGAGGAUAUUACAAGUAUUCUCUAUGAUGUGUUUGAUUACUUUGAAGAUGUUCGGAAGCAAGGUGGGCGAGUUCUUGUGCAUUGCUGCCAGGGAGUGUCACGAUCGACCUCUUUGGUUAUUGCAUACCUCAUGUGGAGGGAGGGCCAGAGCUUCGAAGAUGCCUUUCAAUAUGUGAAGGCAGCACGAGCGGUGACUAACCCAAAUAUGGGUUUUGCUUGCCAACUUCUGCAGUGCCAGAAGCGAGUACAUGCUGUGCCUGCAAGCCCGAAUUCGGUGAUUAGGAUGUAUCGGAUGGCCCCCCACUCAUCAUAUGCUGCUCUUCAUCUGGUACCAAAAAUGUUAAGCCAUCCAGGUGCACAAGGCCUUGACUCUCGUGGAGCAUUUAUUGUGCAUGUUCCUUCUGCUAUAUACGUUUGGACUGGGAAAAAUUGCAAUAUUGUGAUGUCAAAUAGUGCUAUGGGAGCUGCACAUCAGGUAAUUCGGUAUGAAGGGGCUCAGGGACCGAUUGUGAGUAUCAAAGAAGGUGAAGAGCCAUCAGAAUUUUGGGAUGCUCUUGCCAACGGGCAACUCCUAGCAGACAAUUCUGAGAGUAUGGAGGUCAGAAAGGAAGGGAAUUUGUGUUCCAAAAAUGAUUUGGUUGCUGCAGCAAAUCAAGUUAAGGCUGGUGAAAGGGAGGUGGAUGAAUAUAACUUGGAUUUUCAAAUUUUUCACAAGGCGAUUGCUGGUGGGGUUGUUCCACCUUUUUCAGUUUCAAAUACUGAAUCAGAAACUUGCCUCCCCGCCCGAGAAAAUGGAUGGGGGAGACUAAGAUGGAAGCUUGCUAAUGGUCUCAUGAAAGAAUUUGUCACCUCCUCCAAACUGAACAGUGAUUGUACUCAAUCCAGUGAUGAAUCAAAUAUGAUUUUAGACGCACAGAAAGCAGUAAAACGCUCUCUUGGUCUGAUUGAACCAUCACCACUGUUAUCACCAUCAAUUGAACCAUGUGGUUCGCCAGAUUCCUUUGAUUGUUUCCCAAAUGGCAGCCCAGAUAGGAUAAGGGAAACUUCUAAAGAAGUGGAACACUCUGUUACUCUUACUGAUUCUUUCUUGUCAAUGACACCUCCUUGUGCUUCGCCAGAUUCAUAUUCCUGUUCUUUGACAACUGAUCCUGCCUUGUCACCCACACCUACUUGCAGUUCACUAGAUUCUUUUUCUUGUUUUCCGGGCCGCAGCCCGAAGUUCAGCUCCAAGUCCCCAACAAUUUCGCCAUCAACCUCUGAUUACGCCAGUUCAUUUACCUUUUCACCAUCAUCAUCUAAUUGGUCUGACUUGUCAUACUUGUCUUCGCAGCAGCCUUCACCUUCGGGCUGGGAAUCUACAGAUCAAUUUUUUCAAAUGAAUGCUUCCUUAGCAGAUAAUUCUAGUUUGAUUUAUAAAGAAACUCUGCCUGCAAAGGAGGUUUCUGAUAAACAUACUUUGAGAGUUGGAAAUGCUUCUUUGCCAUGUAAAGGAACUUCACCCUCUAUUGCGGAGCGCAGAGGGAGUAAUCCUCCACCUCGAAUGUUAUUACCCUCAGCUGAUGAGCCAUCUCAAGUCCCUAAGAAUCUGGUACGAUCAUGGUCCUUCGCUUUACCUGACAUCGAGGAUGAUGUGAUGAAUGAUGUUGAUUGCAACCAAUCUGAGCAUGAAGCCAAUGGAGAUGAGAUUAUGUUUGAUACUGGAUUUGAAUUACAAGGUGAGAUUGAAAGUAAGAAAGAGGACGAUAAUAAAAUUCAUCCUCUGUCAGGUGAUAUGAUCAACAGGGUUGCAGGAGUGGUAACCCCAGUUUUGUUCCAGUGGCCUUGUAUGAAUAAAUUGGAGAUGCAAUCUUUUUGCAUUCUUGAUUCCAGAUCUGUAUACUUUCUGUUGGCUCCAGAUGUGAGUGUAGGCACCAAUAGUCGCAAAAUCUUAUUUGUAUGGUUGGGGAGUGAAUUUUUGGAUGUGAAAGGGCAGAGUCAGUUGAUCAGCAUCGAUGGAAAAUGGGAUAGUAGUAAUCUUCACUGGGAGACAGUUGGUCACAACUUCCUUAAUCACAUGGGUUUGCCAGCGGAUAUCCCUGUACAGAUAAUAAGAGAAAGUGAAGAGCCAGAACAGUUUCUAAACUAUCUCAGCUGUAUAUCAUCCCAUAAGACACAAGACCGAGGCUGCAAUUGAGACUGUUUAGCAAAGCAUGCAGCAUUUUUCAAGAAUUCAAUUCCUAGUCAAUUUAGCUCUUGCAUGGAAUGUCAAAAAGGGUCUGAUGCAUAUUGUGAAAGGUAAGUCAGCAUCCCGGGCAGUAGAACUGAUUAUUAUCUGCUUGUGUGAUGAAUGGUAAGGAUGUGAAUCAUUAUUACAGCAAAGCAUGUACAGAGAACAAGCCUGUUCUACAGUUACAGGAAUUAGAAGUAUAUAAUAUUAGAUAAUAUAAGUAGUAAAUUAAAAGCUUUUGUGUUAUUCUUUUCCCUGUUAGGCCUUUUCUUCUUCUUUACUGCUCCUUUUUUUUCAUCCCUUCUGGUAGCUCUUAGUUUUUGUUUAUCUGGGCUUUGGCUACAUUGAGCACCGAAGGUGUUGCUGUAUGUAAUGAAAUAAGAAAGCAGCAAAGCCAUCUUUCUUAAAGAGCA
This is a messenger RNA of Quercus lobata, 3760 nucleotides long. RefSeq names its product protein-tyrosine-phosphatase MKP1-like. NCBI's taxonomy places the organism in Eukaryota, Viridiplantae, Streptophyta, Magnoliopsida, Fagales, Fagaceae. The transcript is spliced from 2 exons. The record is from RefSeq and is a predicted model, not a curated record. Bases 618 to 3314 code for a protein of 898 amino acids. Gene Ontology annotation, molecular function: actin filament binding. Gene Ontology annotation, biological process: protein dephosphorylation.